GAAAUUUUGGUUCAAUGUGUAAGGCAAAUUUUUACUACUUGUAAAAUGUAUUUGGCAGCAUUUGAAAAAUGAAAUGGUUUGAAAUGUAUUGGAUGAACAAAAUCAUCAUUGCUACUCAGAUUUUCGUGUGAAUGUACAGUUUAUAACUGUUCCAUAUGCUUUGUGAUGAAAUUAAUAAGUGAUUAUCUAUAGACAGAAGAAAGAGCUGAUCAUAUAUAUAUAUAUAUGAGAGAAGAGUGAAAUUUAGGAGUGAUUAUCAAUAAAAUUUGAAAACCUUAAAAUUGGAUAGAGAGAGAGUAAUGGAAUAUCACUUUCAAAUGAAAAUAAAAUCCCACUGACCAAGAUUUCAUGAAAGAAAUGACCUAAUAUGUGGCAUACACUCGUCCAUGCAAACUUCUCUGCUAUAGUCCACCAAUAUUUCUAUCCAUUUUUUUCCUGAAGAAAUUUUUUUUUUUUUCUUGAGUUGAGAUCAUAAAGUCAAUUUCUCUAUCCUUUUAUGUUAUUUCUCCUAUAUAUAUUGGACUCUUUCCUCACAUUCUUCUCAUACCACCCUUUAAUCUCUUCUCUCUUAAUAAAUAAGAAAACUUCUUCCUUUCUAUCUGUUAUUAGCUUCCCUUGAGUAAGUUAUCUUUACAAGGUCUCAAGAAAUAACUAUCUAUGGCUGCCAUUGAGUACUCUUCCAAUGAGAUUGAGAUAAAGGUUAAUGAAGAAAUUAUUAGCUCUAGACAAGUGGAAGCUGUGAAUGAAAAUAAGAAUACCGAUGGAAAGAAGAAGCUGAAAACAAGUAAUUCUCUUACCAGGAAGAAAUCAGGAGGAUGGAAAUAUGCAAGUCUCUUGCUAGUGAAUCAAGGCCUAGCAACAUUAGCUUUCUUUGGAGUAGGUGUGAACUUGGUGUUGUUCUUAACCAGGGUUCUAGACCAAGAAAAUGCUGAUGCUGCCAAUAAUGUUAGCAAGUGGACUGGAACUGUUUACCUCUGCUCUCUGAUCGGAGCAUUCCUUAGCGAUUCGUACUGGGGUCGGUACUUGACAUGUGCUGUCUUUCAGCUCAUACUCGUGCUGGGUUUGGGGCUACUAUCACUUGCUUCUUGGCUUUUCUUGAUCAAUCCUGCGGAUUGUGGUGAUGGAAUAAAAGUCUGCAUGCCCUCAUCAUCAGCUGGUGUCGGCAUUUUCUACUUAUCAAUAUAUCUGAUAGCCUUUGGAUAUGGCGGGCAUCAACCAACCAUAGCCACUUUUGGAGCAGACCAGUUUGAUGAUUCACAUCCGAAAGCAGCAGACUCGAAAGCUGCAUUCUUUUGUUACUUCUACUUUGCACUUAACGUCGGAUCUCUAUUUUCAAACACUAUACUGGUUUACUAUGAGGAUUCAGGAAAAUGGACGCUAGGCUUCUUGGUUUCGUUAGGCUCUGCAAUCAUAGCCCUAUUAUUGUACUUGUUGGGGACAGCAAGAUAUAGGUAUAUAAAACCAUGUGGCAAUCCACUGCCACGCGUAAGUCAAGUAUUCGUCGCUGCAUAUAGGAAGUGGGAUGUUGUGCCAGCUACUGCUAAUGCCUUGUAUGAGGUGGAGGGAACAGAAUCUGCCAUCAAAGGGAGCAGAAAAAUUCUCCAUAGUGGUGAUUUCAAGUUCCUGGACAAGGCGGCUACAAUAACGCAGAAUGAUUUGUGUGGACCAAACGAUCCAUGGAGGCUCUGCACUGUAACUCAAGUUGAAGAAGCCAAAUGUGUCCUAAAAAUGUUACCCAUUUGGCUCUGUACUAUAAUUUACUCUGUCGUCUUCACACAAAUGGCAUCGAUUUUUGUGGAGCAAGGAGAUGUAAUGGCCUCCAAACUUGGAGACUUCCACCUUCCUGCUGCCAGUAUGUCUGCUUUCGAUAUUUGCAGUGUUCUCAUUUGCACUGGAAUCUAUCGUCAUAUCCUCGCGCCCUUGGCUGGAAGAUUAAGUGGAAACCGUAAGGGAUUGACCGAGCUUCAAAGAAUGGGCAUUGGACUCAUUAUUGGAAUGUUUGCAAUGAUUGCUGCUGGUGUCACAGAGAUACAAAGACUUAAAUUUGUGACCCCUGGUGAGAAGAAAAGUUCUUUAAGCAUAUUUUGGCAAAUUCCACAGUAUGUUUUUGUUGGUGCAUCUGAAGUUUUCAUGUACGUUGGUCAAUUGGAGUUCUUCAAUGGACAAGCUCCGGAUGGUAUUAAAAGCUUUGGAAGCUCCCUUUGCAUGGCUUCCAUUUCUCUUGGCAACUAUGUUAGCAGUUUAUUAGUUAACAUGGUUAUGGGGAUUACAGCAAGAGGUGAGAAUCCUGGUUGGAUUCCAUCUGACCUGAAUGAAGGCCAUUUGGACAGGUUCUACUUCCUUAUUGCAGCUCUAACUGCUGUUGAUUUUAUAAUCUAUGUGUAUUGUGCUAAAUGGUACAAGUGCAUCAACCUUGACACCGGCGAGAAGGAAAUUCAAUUGGGAGAACAACAAAACGAUAUGCUCGUAAAAGUUUAGUUUGCAAGCUCCAUUUCGCUUUUUAACACUCAAGAUACAAUCGAGUGACAACUUUUGGAGCUAGCACCUUUAUAGUUGUACCCUUGUUAAAUAACGUUUUCGGAAAGAAUCCAUUUCCACACGGGAGGCAUGACCUUUACCUGCAUGAUUGCCUCCUUGGUAUGGUAGUACUUUCGUCUUCAAUGUGAGGUUGAGGUUGGUAGAGUCCAUUAGCUAGUUGGUGGACUUGGUUAUGUUUGUUUGUUGAAAAUUUUUAAAUUAUUUUUCUU
Messenger RNA from Durio zibethinus, 2747 nucleotides. RefSeq names its product protein NRT1/ PTR FAMILY 7.1-like. Gene Ontology annotation, cellular component: membrane. Gene Ontology annotation, biological process: transmembrane transport. Gene Ontology annotation, molecular function: transmembrane transporter activity. Lineage: Eukaryota; Viridiplantae; Streptophyta; Magnoliopsida; Malvales; Malvaceae. The record is from RefSeq and is a predicted model, not a curated record.